Daktulosphaira vitifoliae (grape phylloxera) is the source of this 2013-nucleotide messenger RNA. Its product is annotated as protein spitz-like. The coding region runs from base 953 to 1792 and encodes 279 amino acids. Gene Ontology annotation, biological process: epidermal growth factor receptor signaling pathway. Lineage: Eukaryota; Metazoa; Arthropoda; Insecta; Hemiptera; Phylloxeridae. Gene Ontology annotation, molecular function: receptor ligand activity; epidermal growth factor receptor binding. The transcript is spliced from 7 exons. The record is from RefSeq and is a predicted model, not a curated record.
GCACAUACGCGCACGCACGGCAGUCGAAGGUUCGUUGUUCGGUCGGCUGCACGCGUACCGCUCGUGGCCGCUGUCAUCGGUGUCGUUCGCGAUUACAUUUUUACUGUAACACAUAACAGUAAUAAUAAUAAUAAAUUAUUUUACGUACACACACAUUUGAUAUAUAAGUAGUUGUUUUGUCGUUGUUAUCUGGUUCAGGUGUCACGGUGUAUUCGUGUGUGUUUUAUUAAAAGUUUAUUAUCACACACUCUUAUCCUCCUCCAACGCCGACGUGCCAACAGUGUUGAACCUAUUCCGGGUACUUAUUGAUAGUACUAACCUACUCGAUAGCAACCGGACCGUAGGAAAAAAACCCGUAACGCCCGUUAAGUUCCAGGGUGUCGCGGCACCGAAGUUUAUUUUUGAAACCACUGUCGCGCAUAAUAGAGAUAAUGUAUGUGUUAUUGUGUACGUGUUGAAGACAAAUGUUCUGUUUUUUUUUUUACGUUACGAAGAAAAACACAAUUUUCUUUUUUUAAAACUUACAUUAGGUUGUUUCUUUUAUUAACAGCAGUUCCGUUAAAUUGUUUGUUUUUAUUCGACGGCGUACGUUUUUAGCCGAGUCGUUUCGUUACUUUAUUUAUUUUAUUAAACUUUUACUCCGAUAUAAACAUUGUCGAAGAGAUAUCGCAGCCAAGACGAUCUGGUGUCGAAAAAAGUGAUGUAGCCGCCGUCCACACGAUAAUAAUAAUAAUAGUAACGUGCGUCGUGUGCGUCGGUAAUUAAUUAAUCAUUAUCAUGUGUGAGACGGUGUUGUUGGCGCAUUGUGUCCGUCUUGUUGUUGUCACUGCGAUCGCGACGGGACUGAAUUCUUGAACUCGCCCCCUACCCGUCCCCCCCCGGGCAAAGUGCAGGACACGACCGGGAGAGAGUCAAAUAAAAAUUCGACCGGACUGCAAUAUUUCCGAUUUCCAUGAACACUAGUACUGCCUCCACGACGACCGCAGUGGCGGAGUCGAAGAUGGUCGACCAAUGCGAAAACCAAACGGACUGCAACAUGCCACAAGGCUCCUGUUGGUCUACCGUGUACUCUGGUUUUUAUUUAUUCCUUGCCAGGCAUUCAGGUCGGAGACGUAUCGAAUCCGAGGGAACGGUACUAGUGAGGCGGCAAGGCGGCGGCGGCGGGUCGUCACAAAGCCUGCACCGCGCCGCCACGUUCACCAUGUUAAACUUCCUCCUGCUAGUCUCUGUAUGUCUUUCAUCAACCACACACGCGUGUUCGAGUAGGUCGACGCCGAAACCGCGACCCCUACAGCCGACGGCGCGGCCCAACGUCACCUUCCACACGUACCCUUGUCCGCCGGUGUACGCCACCUGGUACUGUCUGAACGACGCCACGUGUUUCGCCAUCAAAAUCGGCGAGUCUCUGCUGUACAAUUGCGAGUGCCCUGAUGGUUACAUGGGUCAGAGGUGCGAGUACAAAAACCUGGACGGUUCGUACACGACUACCAGGAGACAAGUGAUGUUGGAAUCUGCCAGCAUAGCUUCGGGGGUCAGUGUGGCGGUGCUGUUGGUGUUCAUAAUCUGCACCACGUUUUACAUCAGGUCGAAACGACAGCGAAAACUCAAAAUGAACGCAACGGACAUUUCAAUGGUAGACGGCACGUGGGGAGACAUGGAAAGGCGGCCCUUUGCGUAUCGGCCCAAACACACGAUCGUCACGAUUCCUCUCAAGACGGUAAUCACAGAGUCCGUGACGCGUCCCGUUGACGGUCCGGAAGGUAGUUCGCGACAAGAACCGCUGAUCGUAUGAGACGACCAAGUCGAGCGACAACCAUUGGAUAAUAAAACAUACCUGGACGAGAUGCGUGACAUACACAACAAACGGACACUAAAUUGAGCCCAGACCGGAGUGGCGGCCGGCCACCAAUAACAAUUUUUUGGUGAACCACAUCACAAAACAAUUAUUCCGCCAAAGAUUUUCCACACAUUUAUAAAAAUUAUAAUUAUAUAUAUAUAUAUGUUUUUUUUUUU